AUGAAUGAGUCGGGCUCAAUAUCACGCGCGACUUCCGUCUCCCGCGCCAGUCGAAAUGGCUCGACAAUAUCUCGCAACCAGUCACUCAUCAAGAAAAACGUAGCGCCUCAUGAUUUGAAGCCGUCCGACGUGCUCAUUGAGCGCUUUGUGGCAUGGAAGGCUAUCGUAAAGCAGCUCAUCGCCUACUUUGAGGGUAUCGCGGACAUCGAGAACAACACUGCGAAGGAAUUGACGAAGCUGGGAGCCGUCAUCCAGGUUCCCUUCCGAGCUGGCAACCAGUUCUUGGGCGAAGGCGGGCUUCAGGAUAUCUACUAUGGCAUUCGUGACAAGACGCGUGUCAUUGCAGACCAACAUGCGAAUCUUGGAAGGACUAUCGAUAGCUCCAUUGUUCAGCAUUUGCAGAAGCUUAAGACAGAGAUUAAGGCUCAUAUAAAGAACGUUCAAAACGAUACAGGAAGACUUGCGACUAGUGUUGCCAAAGAGAGGGAACUUUCCACGCGCUACAUUGCCGAACUCGCUACCAAUAUCUCUGCAUACAAGAAUACGCCUAUGAACGUUACGGCAAAAACUGAUCCCUAUGUAGCCAACACCGCUGUCAUCCGCCAACUACAGAAGCAGGUCCAUGAAGAGAACCUUCUUCAGAAAUCUAUCAUUAUCAUGCAACAAAAUUCAGCAACUUUCGAAGAAGGCAUAGUGCGUGCCAUUCAGAGCGCUUGGCAGACGUUCGACGAAUGGCAGUCGCGCAUGUCGUCAUCUGUACAAGAAACAUGGCGAAGUUUAGGAACGCAAAUGUCUUCUCUUGCUCCUGACAGGGAAUGGAUUACGUUCAGUGCACGUUCUGAUCACCUCCUUGACCCCGACACGCCUUUGCGCAAUCAAGAGACCAUCAUGUACCCUAGUAAAGAGGAUCCGAGCGUCAUCGCGGUGCACACGGGAUUGCUCGAACGUAAGAAACGGUUUACUCGAACUUAUCGCGAAAGCUACUUUGUACUUACACCGGCCGGAUUCCUGCAUGAAUACGCGUCAAGUGAUCCUCAUGAAGCUCAGACACCCAUGUUCUCCCUGUUUCUUCCUGCGUGCACACUUGGCCCUCCGAGCUCCAAUAUGAGCAAGAGCCACAAGUUUCAUAUAGAGGAACGAAAAGAUGGUUUGGGGACGACAAAGAGCGGAAGCUUCAACCCGUUGAAAGCUAAUCAACAUGCAUGGAGUUUCCGUUCUCGCAGCCGAGAGGAUAUGAUGGAAUGGUGGAAUGAUAUUAGGAUGUUGUGUGCAAGGUAUCUAGUAGCAAGUGAGCAGAUGGAGCGGAGUGGACCAAUUGCUGCUGCUGUCCGAGCAGCGGGGUAUGUCAGCGAAGAAGAGGAGGAGGAGGAGGGUAGCAGCGUCGAAGAAGAGGAGGAAGAAGAAGAAUACGAGGACGUCGGGGAAGAUAUCAACCCUCCAGGCUAUUCACAUCCUGAGAAAGAGGGCUAUCCAGUGAGUUUCCUUUCUUAUAUUGUUCAAUCUACUAGAUCUUUCAUCAGAUUGACAAGAAAGAUCGUGAUGGAUAUCCGGCCGAAAAGGAUGAAGGCGCAGACGUCCCGAGAAGGCCAAGUAAACGACAAAUGGAGAAGGCACCUGAAGGACAGUCUUCACAUGUUCAGGACGGGGACGGCAAGGUCGAGAGCAAGUUCGCGGAGGAGUUGUAACGUCUUUAAUUUGAUCUGGAUUCUGGUUUACAAGUAA
Messenger RNA from Guyanagaster necrorhizus, 1722 nucleotides. RefSeq lists its product as uncharacterized. Bases 1 to 1722 code for a protein of 573 amino acids. Lineage: Eukaryota; Fungi; Basidiomycota; Agaricomycetes; Agaricales; Physalacriaceae. The transcript is spliced from 5 exons. The record is from RefSeq and is a predicted model, not a curated record.